This is a messenger RNA of Durio zibethinus, 1763 nucleotides long. Its product is annotated as putative transporter C405.03c. Gene Ontology annotation, cellular component: membrane. Lineage: Eukaryota; Viridiplantae; Streptophyta; Magnoliopsida; Malvales; Malvaceae. The record is from RefSeq and is a predicted model, not a curated record.
AUAUAUGUAUGUAUGUAUAUAAAUAAAUACGACGAUCUUUGUUGUUGGUGCAACUGAACCGACCAAUUGGAGACAGAAUCGGCGCACAGCCAUGCUGAUAGUGAGACAGUGACAAUGAACUAAAACUCAUUACUUCCCAUUGGUUUUUCCUAUUUAUAACGUUCCCUCAGCUGUAUGUGCCUGUGCUUGGACGUUAAUGUAGGUGACUAUUAAAAAUCCGGAGAUUGAUUUGAAGAGAGUUGUUUUUUUUUUUUUUUUAAUAGACAAAAGAGUGAAGGAAGAAGAAAAGAAAAUAUGGGUUUGAAAUACAAGGGAGGUUUGCUUCUGAUUAUUGGUGUUGUGAUCAUGUGGGUUACCUCUGCAGAGGUCACUCAGGGUGUAUUUGAAGACUAUAGGCACCCGUUUGCUGUGACAUAUCUUGGAACCUCUCUUUUGUCACUUUAUCUGCCAUUAGCAUUCUUUAAGGACUGGUUAGUAAAGCAUCUCAGAGGUCGCUCUUGUAAUAGUAAUAGUACCGAAGGCCCAAAAGGGGUUGAAACCUCUGUGGAACUAAAUUCUCCUGCAAAACAUGAUGACAAGCCUGCAAAUUUUCAAAUUGAACAUCAAGCACCAUUGCCUAAGGAGUGUGUCAUCGACUUUUGUACUAAAGAUGAGGGAAAUCCGCUGGUUUCUGGACAUGAAGAUAUUACGGAAGCACCAAAGGGAGACAGAAUGCUUAGUGCAAAGGAAAUUGCUGCAUUUGGCUUUUCAUUGGCUCCUAUCUGGUUUGCAACAGAGUAUCUAACGAACGCCGCUCUCGCAAGAACAAGUGUUGCUAGUACAACAUUGUUGUCCUCAACUUCAGGACUUUUCACUUUAAUAAUUGGGGCUCUUCUGGGUCAAGACUCUAUAAAUGCAAUGAAAGUAGUUUCAGUCGUCAUUAGCAUUGCCGGUGUUGCUAUGACUACACUUGGAAAGACAUGGGCUGCAGAUGAAUCAAAAUCAGUCGCUAACAAAAGUUGGAAUCAUGCUCUUGUAGGAGAUCUUUUUGCUACCCUCUCAGCUAUGUGUUAUGGAUUGUUUACAGUUUUGCUUAAAAUGUUUUCUGGAGAACAAGGAGAAAGGGUAGACAUGAAGAAGUUGUUUGGCUAUAUUGGAUUGUUUGCACUUGUUGCCCUUUGGUGGCUUGCAUGGCCUCUGACAGCCAUUGGUAUAGAACCAAAGUUCACAUUUCCUCAAUCAGCAAAAGUGCAAGAGAUAAUCCUUAUAAACAGUUUUGUUGGAAGUUUUCUGUCUGACUACUUCUGGGCAUUAGGUGUUGUCUGGACCUCCCCGCUGGUAGCUGCACUAGGUGUUUCACUUACAAUACCUAUUGCAAUGUUGGAAGACAUACUAAUUCAUGGCCAACAGUAUUCUGUAAUCUAUAUCAUUGGGUCAGCUCAGGUAUUCCUGGGAUUUGUAAUAGCUAAUAUUUCAGAUUGGAUUUUAGAGAAGUUGAGAUGGUAGUGCUUCAACAUGCAGCAAAGCUGUCAUUUUCCACCAACACUUAUCUAUUUCGCCUAGCCUUAAUGAUGCAUGGCCACAUAUAGACAAUCUAUGCAUAGUUAUCAUAUUGUUAUGCUGGGCCUGCUGAAAGGGUAUUAUAUAAUUUAUAUGACUGAUGAAUUUUCCCAACUUGUUGACCUUUCGGCUUUAACCCUGUUGACAAAAACAUGUAUGUUUUACUGGAUGGAAUGGUUAAAGGUGAGGCAAGCCUACUGAACAUUUGCCUAUUUUCACAUUCA